UCGACAUCGACUUGGAAACAUGUGAAUUUUUAAACUUGUCGUAUUUUUUUUUGUGCUGAUUAUUUAUCUGAUAUUUGCUGAUUAUUUACUGAUAAAUUAUACAAAAAAAAAUAAUAGAAACUUUCCCAGCAUGGUUGUGAAUUGUGAAGUGAAAUUUGACAACAAUCCAAAUGCAAUAUUUUUUGCUGGGCAAACAUUGUCUGGCGUUGUAGAACUGACAAUAGAUAAACCAAAAAAGAUUAGAGGUUUGGUGCUGAAAAUUGAGGGAUAUGCGAAAGUGGAAUGGACUGAAUCAGAAAGAUCUAACCGCUCGACACAAGGGCAAACCGCAAAUUCUCGACGCAAGAAUGUGACAUAUUCAGGACGUGAAGAUUAUAUGUCAUCAACUUCUUAUUUGAUUGGAAGUCCAGAAGGUAAUCAAAUUGAGAUAGCACCAGGACAGUAUAGGUAUAACUUUCAAUCAGUUCUACCGCCACAACUCCCGACAAGCUGUGAAACAAAUCAUGGAUCAAUCCGUUAUCUAGUCAAUGUUAUUCUGGACCGUCCAUUUAAGUUCGAUCUAACCUACAAGACAGCAUUCACAAUCAUCAAGCAGCUAGACCUAAAUUAUGAAAAUCCAUCCUUAACAAUCCCAUUAAAAAUGGACACAUCAAAGACUUAUUGCUGCUGGUUCUGCAAGACAAAACCUUUACAUCUCUCUGCAUCUAUUCCUCAAUCAGGUUUUGUGCCUGGACAAAUGGUGAAUGUAUAUGUUGAGGUCCGAAAUGAUUCACGAUUUGAUGUCCUGGAUGUUGUUGUAGCACUGAUGAAAGUCAUUAAAUAUAACUCACAAGUACCAAAGUUAAAGACAAAGGAAGAAACAUUAACAGAAACACUAGUCCGGUACGGAGAAAUCAAGAAAGAGUCAAGAAAAGUUUUCAAUCAGCAACUUAUAAUUCCACCUGUGCCACCCUCAAACUCAAGCUAUUGCCGAUUACUGAAUGUUUCAUAUGAAGUUGAAGUAAGAUGCAAUGUCGUUAAGUUUGCAUCAGAUCCAUUCAUUCGAUUGCCAAUAAUUGUUGGAACAGUGCCUUUAAAUAUUAGACAAACUCCAGUUUUUCCAACAGCACCACAGUUGUCAACAUCACCAAUGUCAAUAUCUGGAAAUUAUGAGCAUCUUGUGAACGCGUUUCGGAUGGCUCAGCAGCAACAAUCACAGAGGCAGAAUACUGAUGAAUUGCCACCACCAUCAUAUGCAGAAGCUGUCUACGCAGAAGAACAAGGCAGAGAAGUGGAACUUAAUGAAAUAGGAGAGCACACAAUGGGAACUAGACCAUACCAUCCAAUGUAUCCGUUCUACAAUUUCAAUAAUACACAACCCCAAACCUCGAGCAGUCAACAUGAGAAUGGAAUUCAAACUAAUGGUUUGAACGGACCAGGAACUGUAUCUGACUCGGCAAUCGUCCAAAAGUAUUAAGAUAAAAAUUGUUUACAAAAUAUUUGAAUGGAUUUAAAGUGAACCUUUAUGUCAUGUAUUGAUAAAUUUCUUAAAUAAAGUAUUUAUAGCAUUUAUGAGUCACACAAAAUU
Molecule: messenger RNA, 1567 nt
Organism: Chironomus riparius
Lineage: Eukaryota; Metazoa; Arthropoda; Insecta; Diptera; Chironomidae
Source: the annotation of a GenBank genome assembly